This is a messenger RNA of Cervus elaphus (red deer), 3427 nucleotides long. RefSeq lists its product as uncharacterized. Lineage: Eukaryota; Metazoa; Chordata; Mammalia; Artiodactyla; Cervidae. The transcript is spliced from 4 exons. Bases 648 to 1106 code for a protein of 152 amino acids. The record is from RefSeq and is a predicted model, not a curated record.
CCUGGAGAAUCCCAUGGACAAAGGGGCCUGGAGGGCUAUAGUCCAUGGGGUUACAGAGUUAGACACAACUGAAUAACUAAGUAUAUACAUCAGUUAAUAAAACCUCUGGACAAGCCCCUUUUAGUGAAGUUGGCCUUGGCACUGGGGAAGCUUGGUAGGAUUUCUUGUCUAUGUGUUGGUGCUUGGAGACGCAGGGGAGUGACAUCUCAUGAACAGUGUUUGAUUGACAGGCUGAGAUCUACAUCCUAGCGUCUAAAGAGCCUGUGUACUCCAGGCAACAGGCGGUUCCACCCUGGCUUGGCUGCAUGCUGCUUCUGGAACACUGGGCCCCAGGAGAUCCAUCAUCGCCAGAGGGGCAGGACUGCCUCCCUUGCCAUCUGCUCCUGCAGCACCCAAGCUGGCCACGGAGCCAGUCACUUGACCCUAGAGGGGAGAGGAGGCAGAGAUAGCACAUGGGGAUGGCCUGCUGGUGACUGAAAUCUUUCUACUGCUGGAUGCUCUGAAGAGGAAAUCAUGAAUUCAGCCUUCAGUGCCUCUGAGCCCUCCUUCGCUAUGUCUAUAGAAAGUAUCCUGUCCCUUCUCCAGGUUGACCGUUCUAGAUCCUCACCACUACCAUCUCAUUCCAUCCUGACUCCCCUUGUCAGCAGAUGGCUUUGCUGCCUAAUUCUCAGAGAAAACUGAGGCCGUGCACCAUGAAACCCCCCAACUUCCAGCUUCCCUCCCACAAAAGUUCCACAGCCCAGGAGAAGCACACUCAGAAGCUGUGUCUGCAAGGGCCAUGUGAAUUCAGGAUUCUGUUUCUACUAGAGACCUCCCUUCUAUUGGAUGCUGUACUAGAUGGAAGGGAAGAGAUCUGCCAGCUUCCCCACUGUCAUAUCCUCAGCUCCAGGAAACUACAGACAGAGCCCCUACUGAAAAAACCACAUGGUUCUCCAUUUCUUCCAAGAUCAAGGGCACAUUCCAUAGCAUGCAUCAAAGAGCCUCCAAAGGGGCAGAGGUGUGAAGUGAGGAGUAACCGAGUAGCCCAAGAGUACCCGGGACCUGGGACUCUAGAAGUGGUGCUGUUUAAAAAGAAAACAAUAGGACAUCCCUGGUUGCUAAGGUAAGGAUUCACCUUCCAAUGCAGGAGACUUGGGUUAUAGUCCUGGUCAGGCAACUAAGAUGCUAUUAAUACAUGCUGCGGAGCAACUAAGCCCUCUCGAGACAGCUGCUGAGCCACAACCAGAGAAAAGCACGUGCCGGUAUGAAGACACAGUGCAGCCAACAAAUAAAGGUCUUAAACAAAAAAAGCCAAUAAAGGAAAUUGUAUUUUGACAGAAAGGAUUGCUUGACUAUGAUUGCUGAAGUUCGGUCAUGCUCAAGAAUUCUGGAAGGAAGACGCACUCCCUAUAGAACAGUGGUGGGAUGGUGAGAGGGAAGCCUGCCUCGCCCUGGGCUGAGGGCUGGGGAAGCCACCACCACCUUGACUUUGGCCUGUACUCUCCCACGUAGAUAUCCUCUCCACCUGGCUCAUGCACCAUCCUGGACUUACUCAUCCCUAGCUUUCUGCUUAUUUUGCCUCACUCCCCAGACUUCAUCUAAAAGGAAUUUCUGUUUAACCACAGCGCCCACAUGAAGAAUUCUACUAAAAUUUCAUUUUAACUAAAUUCCAGCAGACAGAUGACUUAAAUAAGCUACAGCGGACUCAGAGAAAAUGAUGCCGCAGUUGUUGCUCAUGGGCCUGACCAGCAGAUGGGCAAACUCCAUUUUAUACACACACACUCGCCCCCUACAUCCACAAAGUCCAGGCAUCAGCGGACAACAUGUGCCCUUGGUUCUUGAAUCCCCAGCGUGGACCGGUCGCCAGGGCUGGCUCCUGAUGUGCCCCUGUCUCUACUCCGGCAGCUGAAGGGAAGCCCCUGUGGUACCAGGGACACUUGUAGCCUUGGAUCCAGACUGACUUUGAGAGCUGUGGAUGCACUGGUCCAUCUCACAGGGAGCUCUGCCAUUUUCCCUGCAUUCGGCUCGCCCAAAUGCUGAUUUUCCUUUCUGUUUAUUUUUCCCCUCAGGCCCACCCAAGGAAACUCUUCCAUCAAGAAAUGUGCGUGGGCUUCAGCAUUUACUUGGCUGGCUCUUUGGGAAGGCCUUGAUGUGCUGUUAUUUUUCCUUUAAUGUUAAGGUCCCCUGGGGUCCCCUCGACUCUUGUGGCCUGGUUUCACUUGGCUUAAGACUGGACCCCGCUGUGUGUGACCAGAAGCAGUGUAGCAGGGUAGGGCUGGUGGGAAACGGGGGUGGGGGACUUUUCCACAUCUUUAAAGAUAAUAUAAUAACAUCAUGCUUAAGACGAGAAUGGAAAUAUCUUCAGUUCAGUUCGGUCGCUCAGUAUGUAAGAGAAAGCAAGACUGUGAGACAGAUGGGGAAAAGCUACCCCACCCACCAGUGGUGGAGGCUCCGCUGCCCCGACUCUGCCAGCUUAGCUCUUGACCACCCCUCUGCCUGUACAACAAAGCUCUCCUUGGGAUAUCUUAAGAGUCCUGGGGCUUAUUUCCCAGGAUUCCUCUGCUCCUUGCAUCUGCAGUCUUUCUUUCUUUCAAUUUUUAUUUUCAAUUUAUUUUUAAUUGGAGGAUGAUUGCUUUAUAAUGUGUUCAUCUCUACCAUAGAGCAAUGUGAAUCAGCUGUAAGUACACAUAUACCCUCACCCUCUUAUGCCUCCCUCCCACUUCCCCCCAUCCUAACCCUCUAGGUCAUCACAGAGCACCACGCCCCCUGUGUUGUAUAGCAGUGUCCCACUAGCUAUCUAUUUUACACAUGGUAUUGUGUAUAUAUACGUAAUACACUCUCAAUGCUACUCUCUCAUUUGUCCCAGCCUCUCCUUCCCCCACUGUGUCCACAAGUCCAUUCUCUAUGUCUUCAGUCUUUCUUGCAGCGUGUCUCUGUUUAGCCCCAUGACAACAACAGAGGCUCACCUCAGCCCUCCAGUGGUUUCCCAACAGCAUCUCCACACCACCUCCAUCUCCCAUGCCUGGCCUCCCGGACAGGUGCUCCAGCCUCUCUUCCCGAUCCAGCACACUCUCUUGCUGACACUUAGGGUCUCCACUCCUUGCCCCUGCGUCUCUUCACUCUAUCCCUGGAACAGGCACUUUCUUCCUUUCUCACCAUCAGACUUACCCCUUUUCUGCCAUGAGGCACCAGGUCCUCUUCCUUCAGUUCUCAUUUAACUGUGAAUCAUUUGUCAGGCAAAUCGCUUCUCUGCCAGUAUCUGUUCAAAGGUGAAGAUUUGCCUCACCUUUCCCAUCCUCUUCCCCCACCCCUCCCAAUUCAAGGUUUCCAGGGACUACUUGGCACCAACUUCUGCCUUUUUUUUUUUUAAGCUUAUUAUUAUUUUUCUUCUAAGGAGCAAGCGUCUGGAAGAAAAGCUAUGACCAACCUAGACAGCAUAUUAAAAAGC